CGGAACUACGUUUCCCGGUGUGCACUGCGGGCCGCCGAGCCUCCAGAAAGCGUUGCUCCCCAGGGGAGGGAGCAGCGCUGGCCCAUUUUGCAGAUGGGGGCGUCGAGGCCCGGGCCGACUGCGAUCUCGGGGGCGGCCUUGGCUCCGUGGGAUGAGGUCCCGGACGUCCCGGCCCCCGGGGAAGGCUUGGCGGAGCGGGUAUGCGAUGCGCAGCCAGUGCCGUUCGUCCCGCAGGUGCUGGGCGUGAUGAUCGGGGCUGGAGUCGCGGUGCUGGUCACGGCCGUGCUCAUCCUCCUGCUGGUGCGGAGGCUUCGAGUGCCGAAAACUCCAGCCCCGGAUGGCCCGCGGUAUCGAUUCCGGAAGAGAGAUAAAGUGCUUUUCUAUGGCCGGAAGAUUAUGCGGAAGGUAUCACAAUCCACUUCUUCGCUGGUGGACGCCUCCGUCUCCACCACUUCCCGGCCACGCAUGAAGAAGAAACUUAAGAUGCUCAACAUUGCUAAGAAGAUCCUGCGCAUCCAGAAAGAGGCGCCAACGCUGCAGCGGAAGGAGCCCCCGCCUGCAGUGCUAGAGGCUGACCUGACCGAGGGCGACCUGGCCAACUCCCACCUGCCCUCCGAGGUGCUCUACAUGCUCAAGAACGUCCGGGUGCUGGGCCACUUUGAGAAGCCGCUCUUCCUGGAGCUGUGCCGGCACAUGGUCUUCCAGCGGCUCAGCCAGGGUGACUACGUCUUCCGGCCAGGCCAGCCCGAUGCCAGCAUCUACGUGGUGCAGGAUGGGCUGCUGGAGCUCUGUCUGCCGGCUCCUGAUGGGAAGGAGUGUGUGGUGAAGGAAGUGGUUCCUGGGGACAGUGUCAACAGCCUUCUGAGCAUCCUGGAUGUCAUCACCGGUCACCAGCACCCGCAGCGUACUGUGUCCGCUCGGGCGGCCCGAGACUCCACGGUGCUGCGGCUUCCAGUCGAGGCCUUCUCAGCCGUCUUCACCAAGUAUCCUGAGAGCUUGGUGCGGGUAGUGCAGAUCAUCAUGGUGAGGCUGCAGCGGGUCACUUUCCUGGCACUUCACAACUACCUGGGUCUGACCAAUGAGCUCUUCAGCCAUGAGAUCCAGCCCCUGCGCCUCUUCCCCAGCCCGGGCCUCCCAGCCCGCACCAGCCCUGUGCGUGGCUCCAAGCGGAUAGCCAGCACCUCUGCUUCUGAGGAGGCGAGGGAGACGCCUGGCCGGCCGCCUGACCCCACCGGGGCCCCACUGCCUGGAACUGCAGGGGACCCAGUGAAGCCCACAUCCCUGGAAGCCCCCUCGGCCCCCUUGCUGAGUCGCUGCAUCUCGAUGCCAGUGGACAUCUCAGGCUUGCAGGGCGGCCCUCGCUCGGACUUCGACAUGGCAUAUGAGCGGGGCCGGAUCUCCGUGUCCCUGCAGGAAGAGGCCUCAUGGGGUCCCCAGGCAGCCCCGGCCCGGACCCCUACUCAGGAGCCCCGGGAGCAGCCAGCCGGCGCCUGUGAAUACAGCUACUGUGAGGAUGAGUCGGCCACUGGCGGGUGCCCCUUCGGGCCCUACCAGGGCCGCCAGACAAGCAGCAUCUUUGAGGCGGCAAAGCGAGAGCUGGCCAAGCUGAUGCGGAUUGAGGACCCCUCCCUUUUGAAUAGCCGAGUCUUGCUGCAUCACACCAAAGCCGGCACCAUCAUUGCCCGCCAGGGGGACCAGGAUGUGAGCCUGCACUUCGUGCUCUGGGGCUGCCUGCACGUCUACCAGCGCAUGAUCGACAAGGCCGAAGACGUGUGCCUGUUCGUGGUGCAGCCCGGGGAGCUGGUGGGACAGCUGGCCGUGCUUACCGGCGAGCCCCUCAUCUUCACGCUGCGGGCCCAGCGUGAUUGCACCUUCCUGCGGAUCUCCAAGUCUGACUUCUAUGAGAUCAUGCGUGCACAGCCCAGUGUAGUGCUGAGCGCUGCGCAGACCGUGGCCGCGAGGAUGUCGCCCUUCGUGCGCCAGAUGGACUUCGCCAUCGACUGGACAGCGGUAGAGGCGGGACGCGCACUGUACAGGCAGGGCGACCGCUCCGACUGCACCUACAUCGUGCUCAAUGGGCGGCUGCGAAGUGUCAUCCAGCGUGGCAACGGCAAGAAGGAGUUGGUGGGCGAGUACGGCCGCGGGGAUCUCAUAGGAGUGGUGGAGGCGCUGACCAGGCAGCCACGUGCCACGACGGUGCACGCGGUGCGCGACACAGAGCUGGCCAAACUCCCCGAGGGCACCCUGGGCCACAUCAAACGUCGAUAUCCGCAGAGGAGGAAAAGGUGGUGCAGAAUUGCUCCUCCAGUCUCACUGGACCGCCGGCCUCCAACGCCCCAGGUCGUCACCCGCCUCAUCCACCUGCUGAGCCAGAAAAUUCUGGGGAAUUUGCAGCAGCUGCAAGGACCCUUCCCAGCAGGUUCGGGCCUAGGUGUUCCCCCUCACUCGGAGCUCACCAACCCAGCCAGCAACCUGGCAACGGUGGCAGUGCUGCCCGUGUGUGCCGAGGUGCCCAUGGUGGCCUUCAUGCUGGAGCUGCAGCAUGCUUUGCAAGCCAUUGGCCCCACACUUCUCCUCAACAGUGACAUCAUCCGGGCACGCCUGGGGGCCUCUGCGCUGGACAGCAUCCAAGAAUUCCGGCUGUCAGGGUGGCUGGCCCAGCAGGAGGACACGCACCGCAUCGUGCUUUACCAGACGGACGCAUCGCUGACGCCCUGGACCGUGCGCUGCCUGCGCCAGGCCGACUGCAUCCUCAUCGUGGGCCUUGGCGACCAGGAGCCCACGCUUGGCCAGCUGGAGCAGAUGCUGGAGAACACGGCGGUGCGCGCCCUCAAGCAGCUGGUCCUGCUGCACCGCGAGGAGGGUCCGGGUCCCACGCGCACAGUGGAGUGGCUCAACAUGCGCAGCUGGUGCUCGGGGCACCUGCAUCUGCGCUGUCCGCGCCGCCUCUUCUCGCGCCGCAGCCCCGCCAAGCUGCACGAGCUCUACGAGAAGGUUUUCUCGAGGCGCGCUGACCGGCACAGCGACUUCUCCCGCCUGGCGCGGGUGCUCACAGGCAACACCAUCGCCUUGGUGCUGGGCGGGGGCGGGGCCAGAGGCUGCUCACACAUCGGAGUGCUGAAGGCAUUAGAGGAGGCGGGGGUCCCUGUCGACCUGGUGGGCGGCACGUCCAUCGGCUCCUUCAUCGGGGCCCUGUACGCCGAGGAGCGGAGCGCCAGCCGCACUAAGCAGCGGGCCCGGGAGUGGGCCAAGAGCAUGACUUCAGUUCUGGAGCCCGUGCUGGACCUCACCUACCCCGUCACCUCCAUGUUCACGGGGUCGGCCUUCAACCGCAGCAUCCACCGUGUCUUCCAGGACAAGCAGAUCGAGGACCUGUGGCUGCCGUACUUCAACGUGACCACGGACAUCACCGCCUCAGCCAUGCGUGUCCACAAAGAUGGCUCCCUGUGGCGAUACGUGCGUGCCAGCAUGACACUCUCGGGAUACCUGCCGCCACUGUGUGACCCCAAGGAUGGGCACCUCCUCAUGGACGGUGGCUACAUCAACAACCUGCCAGCGGACAUUGCUCGCAGCAUGGGUGCCAAGACGGUCAUCGCCAUCGACGUGGGAAGCCAGGAUGAGACGGACCUUAGCACCUACGGGGACAGCCUCUCUGGCUGGUGGCUGCUGUGGAAGCGGCUGAACCCCUGGGCAGACAAGAUCAAGGUUCCAGACAUGGCCGAGAUCCAGUCUCGCCUGGCCUAUGUGUCCUGCGUGCGGCAGCUGGAGGUCGUGAAGUCCAGCUCGUACUGCGAGUACCUGCGCCCACCCAUCGACUGCUUCAAGACCAUGGACUUCGGGAAGUUCGACCAGAUCUAUGAUGUGGGCUACCAGUACGGGAAGGCCGUGUUUGGGGGCUGGAGCCGGGGCGACAUCAUUGAAAAGAUGCUCACGGACCGACGGUCUGCAGAUCUUAAUGAGAGCCGCCGUGCAGACGUACUUGCCUUCCCCAGCUCCGGCUUCACCGACUUGGCGGAGAUCGUGUCCCGGAUCGAGCCCCCCACGAGCUAUGUUUCUGUUUCCGACGGCUGCGCAGAUGGGGAGGAGUCGGACUGCCUGACUGAGUACGAGGAGGACGUGGGGCCAGACUGCUCGCGGGACGAAGGGGGCUCUCCAGAGGGCGCGAGCCCCAGCACUGCCUCCGAGAUGGAGGAGGGGAAGCCGAUCCUCCGGCACCGGAGCUGUCUGCCGCAGGACGCCCCCAGAUCUGCGGAUGCCUGAGGACCUCGAGAGGGGUCCCCCCUUGGGCUGGACUAGGGUGGGCCCUCUGGAGGCGGCUCACUGCCCCUCUGCCUGCUGCUAUGCCUGUGACCCUCCGGGGUCCCCCUUGACCCCCAGCCCCCAGGGUCCACACACUGGGCUGGUUUGUCCCCCGGGGGAGGGCCAGCACUGCACUGAUGACCCUUGAUCAGUCACACCAAUAAACCUGCCCCUCUCGGAA
Delphinapterus leucas (beluga whale) is the source of this 4480-nucleotide messenger RNA. RefSeq names its product patatin like domain 6, lysophospholipase (gene PNPLA6). Gene Ontology annotation, biological process: phosphatidylcholine metabolic process. Lineage: Eukaryota; Metazoa; Chordata; Mammalia; Artiodactyla; Monodontidae. Gene Ontology annotation, molecular function: phosphatidylcholine lysophospholipase A1 activity. The record is from RefSeq and is a predicted model, not a curated record. Gene Ontology annotation, cellular component: endoplasmic reticulum.